CAUGCAUGAUGUGAUAAAGAAAGUCAAGAAGAAGGGGGAGUGGAAGGUGUUGGUGGUGGACCAGUUGAGCAUGAGGAUGCUGUCUUCUUGCUGUAAGAUGACAGACAUCAUGACCGAGGGGAUCACAAUUGUGGAAGAUAUCAACAAGCGCAGGGAACCACUCCCGAGCCUGGAGGCAGUGUAUCUCAUCACUCCAUCUGAGAAGUCUGUGCACUCUCUCAUCAAUGACUUUAAGGACCCACCGACUGCUAAGUAUCGGGCUGCGCAUGUCUUCUUCACUGACUCUUGUCCAGAUGCCCUGUUUAAUGAGCUGGUAAAAUCUCGAGCAGCUAAAGUCAUCAAAACUCUGACGGAAAUCAAUAUUGCAUUUCUGCCGUAUGAAUCCCAGGUGUAUUCCUUGGACUCUGCUGACUCAUUCCAAAGCUUCUACAGUCCCCACAAGGCUCAGAUGAAGAAUCCUAUACUGGAGCGUCUGGCAGAGCAGAUUGCAACUCUGUGUGCCACCCUGAAGGAGUACCCAGCUGUGCGGUAUCGGGGGGAAUACAAGGACAAUGCCUUGCUGGCUCAGCUAAUCCAGGACAAGCUUGAUGCCUAUAAAGCUGAUGACCCAACAAUGGGGGAGGGCCCAGACAAGGCGCGCUCCCAGCUCCUGAUCCUGGACCGUGGCUUUGACCCCAGCUCCCCUGUGCUCCAUGAACUGACUUUUCAGGCUAUGAGUUAUGAUCUGCUGCCUAUUGAAAAUGAUGUGUACAAGUAUGAGACAAGCGGCAUUGGGGAGGCACGGAUUAAGGAGGUGCUCCUGGAUGAGGAUGACGACCUGUGGAUAGCGCUGCGCCACAAGCACAUUGCAGAGGUGUCCCAGGAAGUCACCCGGUCUCUGAAAGAUUUUUCUUCUAGCAAGAGAAUGAACACUGGAGAGAAGGUAAACCCAUAACAAUGCUCAGAUGCCCUGGAAAUUGGUCCUUGCCUUCUCUCUAGGAGCAGGAAAGAUGCCUUCUCAUAUUCCACGCAUCUACACCUUGCUGAGGACUGUAUGAAGCAUUACCAAGGCACCGUAGAUAAGCUCUGCCGAGUGGAGCAGGAUCUGGCCAUGGGUACUGACGCCGAGGGAGAGAAGAUCAAGGAUCCCAUGCGAGCCAUCGUCCCCAUUCUGCUGGAUGCCAACGUCAGCACUUAUGACAAAAUCCGCAUCAUCCUUCUCUACAUCUUUUUGAAGAAUGGCAUCACCGAGGAAAACCUGAACAAACUGAUCCAGCAUGCCCAGAUUCCCCCGGAGGACAGUGAGAUCAUCACCAACAUGGCUCACCUCGGUGUGCCCAUCGUCACAGAUUCCACACUGCGUCGCAGGAGCAAGCCAGAGCGGAAGGAGCGCAUCAGCGAGCAGACCUACCAGCUCUCCCGAUGGACCCCAAUUAUUAAAGACAUCAUGGAGGACACUAUUGAGGACAAACUUGACACCAAACACUAUCCUUACAUCUCUACGCGCUCCUCUGCCUCCUUUAGUACCACUGCUGUCAGCGCCCGCUAUGGGCACUGGCAUAAGAAUAAGGCCCCGGGGGAGUACCGCAGCGGCCCCCGCCUCAUUAUUUUCAUCCUUGGGGGUGUGAGCCUGAAUGAGAUGCGCUGUGCAUAUGAGGUGACCCAAGCCAAUGGCAAGUGGGAGGUGCUGAUAGGAUCCACGCACAUUCUCACCCCCCAGAAACUGCUGGACACACUGAAGAAACUGAAUAAAACAGAUGAAGAAAUAAGCAGUUAAAAAAAUAAGCUGCCCCUCCACACACAACCCUUCUUCCCACAGUGCUCUGCAGCUCCUGUGCUGCCAGGCACGCGGUUACUUUGCUGACUUUCCGUCCGUCGCCUCCCCAGCUCUGCACGCCCUGGCCGGCACUGUCGCCACUGUGUUCUCGUGCUUAGUGAUGCCCUCUUCUUGAGACAAAAGAAAAUAAUGCAUUGUGUUUUUUAAAAAGUAUCUUCUAUAUGUAAACUAAAAGAAGAAGCUCAUGUGCAAGCAUCAUGCUGCAGAAGUCUUUGAACUGUUUGGAAUGAAUGGACGCCUUCUACCCCUUAUGUAUGAUUCUGUGACCUUGUACAUAACCCUAUGCAACAUGUGCAAAUUGCUUGAGUAUGGAAAGGCAGAAGUUUGGGUGUUUUUAAAAACUUGUUUUGGGUUGUUCUUGUUGGGAAUCAUAGAGAUGUCUGUGUUCUUGGAGUAUUUCACACUGAGGAUUAAUCUGUUGCCUUCACUCCAGCUCCUACCCCUUGGUGCCAGCCCUCGUCUAGAUAAGCCAGGAAGUGACAAUCAGGGGACGUCUCUUGAGGUGUGAGGAGGAGCAGGCCUCUGUGCAUUUCCCAGUGGCUCAUGCCCCAGUGGGGUGGCUGUGGGUGGGGCUAGCAGUAUCCGUGUGAAGCCAGGCUAGCACCCUUUCCACAGCCUGUCACUGCUGCUUCCCUGGCUGGUGCCCACAGUGCUGGGAUCCUGAGGGAAAUCCUUCUCCUCAGUCAUGGCACCCAGUCAUGGACAAGUGGAGAGCAAAGCCCCGUCUGGGAGAAGCAGUCUGGCAUGAUCUUACUGACCAGAGCCCUUCCUUCCCCGCCCUCACCCCAACAGCUCAUUCUCUUUAGUCGGGUCAGCCUAGGGGGAGUUCAAGGGCCAGCAGUGGGUUGGAACAGAUGGGUUCUGGAGGCUCUGGUCAAGGGGCCCUCUGCUGUAGAGAAGGGCACUUGGCCUGAAGAAUAGCCCGUUGGAUCCGUACAGACUCUGUACUCCCCCAGCAAACAACUUUUGCUAGAUUAUCCUCAGUUUAAGAUACUUCCUAAUUCUUUAUUUUGUGUAUUAUGAGGUUAUAUGUCAUUGUGCUUGUAAGAGAAAAUGAACAUUUUAUUCUCUGUGUAAAAAUUCAGCUGUAAAAACUUAGCUGUAAAGCAAAAAUUAAAGCAGCAAGUGCAGGAAGGGUGCCCCACCAUCCGCAGGACUCAGCAGUCCUUGCUCUCCAGUGGUGAGCACACCAUUUGUUCUGCUGCUGUUGUCAUGAAAUAUAAUGACAGUGGAAGUCACAAAAAUGUCCCUUGCCCAGCCCCCCCACCUCCCUUUAACCCCCACAGAUUGUAUGUAUAUUAUUGUGUCUCGUGAUGUCGUUGCAAACGUGGUGUAUGCUAGUACCUCGUGGCCCUGCCCGCUAGAUGCAUUGUGGUGUUCUCAAGGCUUUGAAAUCUGCCCUUUGCACUCAGACUAGUUUUCAGGUCUCUGCUCUCUGUGUCCCUUCUCCCCCUUAAUAUAUCUUAUUUCCUUAGGACAGAACUAUAAGUACUUGCAUUGGUUUGUUUCUUACUGUCACUGCCUGUUUUGUUCCCUCCCUCUGACCAAACUACGCUCAUGCUUCAGGACCUUGUUUGUCAAACACGUUGGUUUUCUUUUUUGUGUUAUUUAUAUUAAAAUAAUUUACCAAGAGGAUAUUUUUAAAAGGCUAGUCUGUCUUGAAACUUGUUUACCUUAAAAUUAUCAGAAUCUCAGUGUUUGAAAGUAUUGAAGCACAAACAUGUAUCAUCUCUGUACCAUUCUGUACUAGAGCACUCGAGUCUAAUAAAUAAAGAAAUCAGCGCCCAUU
Molecule: messenger RNA, 3605 nt
Organism: Galeopterus variegatus (Sunda flying lemur)
Lineage: Eukaryota; Metazoa; Chordata; Mammalia; Dermoptera; Cynocephalidae
Gene: STXBP1
Product: syntaxin binding protein 1
Exons: 17
Biological process (GO): intracellular protein transport; vesicle-mediated transport; neurotransmitter secretion
Cellular component (GO): plasma membrane; secretory granule
Molecular function (GO): syntaxin binding
Source: RefSeq, a predicted model, not a curated record